This is a messenger RNA of Heterobilharzia americana, 2767 nucleotides long. NCBI's taxonomy places the organism in Eukaryota, Metazoa, Platyhelminthes, Trematoda, Strigeidida, Schistosomatidae. The record is from the annotation of a GenBank genome assembly.
GAAAGCAUUGAAAUUGUUCAUAUCCGACUAAACACGUACUAGAGACGAAAUAAGAAUACCAUGUGCUAAAUGUUGAUUCAUAGGUAGCCACUUUUGGUUUGAGGGUUAGUUACAUAUAUUCAUCACGUCAGCUCAUGAAUGUCCUUUUUUUAAAAGCAGAUAUCCCAUUGAGGAAUAAUUUUAAUAUGAGAAGGGAGUCUAAGCACUGUGAUUCGAUAAAAGUUCUUUUUCCAGGGGGUCACGAAGUAAAAGAGUAUUAUUUGCCGCUGAAGUUCCAAGCAGAAUUUAUUGCUCAUAUCGAGGCAAGGUGAGUACAAAUAUCUAUGGGCUGCUUUUUAUAGUUCCUUUUACUCCUUUCUCUGGUUUAAUUGGUGGUGAAAUUCUUCACACCUCCGGAAAUGGUGUUGCAUGAUUUCGAUUACAGGUGUUAGGUGUUGAUUUGAUAAACAAGGCCUCAGUUGUCAAUCUCUCUCUCUUCACUUGUUCAAAUUAUAUGUUAAAAUUGUCACUAGUUCAUCUUAUUGCGUGAUUAUUUGAAACUGAAAAUAUCUUUCAUACUUUUAUUUCAGAUUGCUAACGUGUUUGUGUACAAUCGGAUUUGUAAGCACGUGUAAUGAUUGAUAGAAAAUGUGUUGAACUUUGUUAUAAAUAUCUUGAUAAAGUUGUACGUCUUUGCCAACAGCCGAAAUUGAGUUUGAAGAUUAGUCAGCCAUAUAUUCUCGAUAUAAUUCCAGAUAUAUACGAAAAGCUACAGAGUAUUAUUGCUCAUUAUGACGAUAACUACAGUGUUCUUUUUCGAAUAGAAUACUUUCAAAUAUACAUUUCGACUGUGAUAGAAAAAUGCAAGCAAACUAUCAAUUUGUUUAAAAAUUCUAGAGAAAUGAUAUUUGAUGCUAAUUCAGAUGCGCGUUCUCGCCUAGUUAAGUUGUCGCUGAUAUAUUCGCACUUACUGAAGGACUUGGAAGCACUCUUUCCUCACAAUAUUUUUGCUGCAAUGGAUUUCCGUAUAACCAAACCUGAUGCAGCUCGUUGGUGGUUGUCGAAUUUUGGACAUAGUGCAAUCGUUUCGUGGCAGUUAUUUAAAUGCUCACUACUUCAAACUUUCUGCAUAGAUUCCGAGAGUCAAUUAUCUGCACUCCAGACGACAAUAGACCUUACCUGCAAUGAUUAUGUAUCUAUCUUCGAGUUCGACGUCUUUACGAGACUGUUUCAGCCAUGGUGCAACAUACUGGAAACGUGGAAAGCUUUAGCUAUUCUUCAUCCAGGAUAUAUGGCUUUCAUGACAUACGACCAAGUUAAGACGGUUCUCAAGCGUUACUGUACUCACCCUGGUCCUGGAACUUACAUUUUUCGCUUAUCAUGCACUAAAUUAGGGCAGUGGGCUAUUGGUUAUAUAACUCGAGAACUGAAAGUACUGCAGACUAUAAUACAAAAUAAAUCUUUGGCACAAGCUUUAGUUGAUGGAGAAAAAGAAGGGUUUUAUUUAUAUCCAAACGGAAAACCUAGUCCAAUGGCACUGCUGUAUCAUUUAACUCAUAAUCCCUUAGAAGUUCAUUUGCAAGUUACCAAGGAACAAUAUCAGGUUUAUUGCGAGAUGGGUUCGUCUUUCGAAUUAUGUAAGAUAUGUGAUGAAAAUAAUAAGGAUACGCAACUAGAACCGUGCGGUCAUUUGAUAUGUAAACACUGUUUGCGUAACUGUCAAUCUACAGGUAACGGUCGGACAUGUCCAUUCUGUCGCUUGGAAAUAAAAGGCAUCGAAGACAUCAUAGUCGAUCCCUACAAACCAGUAAGCAGUCCCACUAAUUGCGUUUUUCAGAGCACUGGGUCUAUUGCGUUUUGUCAUCGAGAACCACUACUUCAUGAACUUACUAACACGAACAUAGAUGCCCUUUCUUGUUCGGUAAGUAACUUAUGCAACAAACUGAAUCUUACAUCUAACUGUGUAGCUAUAAAACCACCACCCAUACCACCAAGGAACUUAUGCCUGACUCCUAAUACUGAUGAACAGGAAUGCGAACCUCACACUAGUUGUCAGAACACUAUUUCAUCUGUAAACCAUGAACUGGGGAUAAAUGUUUGUUCACUAACUUCUAAUCUUCAUAUGAAAAGUCAAGAGACAACUUCUGAUGUUUCUUUGAGUGCCGCACUUGCACAAGCGCAUGGCUGUGAUGAUCGAACGAGGUUGUGUCCCAGGGAAAAUGUAUCAUGCAUGCCACAGGUCCACUUGCAGACAAGCAUGUUAAACAUCAAUAACGCAGUAAAUGUAAAUUACGCUCAGCUAGAUCUAAACAAAUCAGUAUCGAGUGAUGAGUUUGAAAUUCCAGUUUCUAGCGAGAUAAAUACAUUCAAAGACAAACAACGUGACAUAAUAAUUACGCAAUCUCAAUCAAGUUACCAUUCAAACUGCACCUUCGGAUCUUUACCAAACGAUAGUCAGAAAACCUGCAGUUCUAAAGAUAACGUAUCGACAGGAAUAUAUUCACUAUGGAUGCAUUGGAUUGUAACGAAUCUAAAUCAUUCUCUAUGGAAUCCAUAAACGAAAAUGUAAGACAGUUGCUUAACUUGAAUCCUGAUAUGACUGGAGAUGUAGCGAAGCUUUUGUUAAAUAUAACGGAAAACCGUAUUGAUAUGUCGAAUGAAAUUUGGAAAUAUUUUAUGCCUCGUUUGUAAUUACUUAUUUACUGAAUGCAUUACCAAUGGGCGAAUUGCCACAGCCAAAUGUUUAUUUCAUUUUAUACUUUAUUACUUUCAAUGGAAAUCGUAUUGC